AUGAAGAAUUUUGGAUAUACACAGAGUAAUUCAGAUCACAUCAUAUUCGUAAAGCGUGAUGGAAGAAGACUUACUGCAUUGAUUGUUUAUGUAGAUGAUAUAGUCGAAACUGAAAACGACACUGGAGAGCAAUUGAAGCUGCAAAAGUAUUUGUCUCAAGAAUUUGAGAUGAAGGAUUUAGGUUAUCUGAAGUACUUUCUCGGUAUUGAGGUAGCAAGGUCAAAAAAUGGUAUAUUUCUAUCUCAAAUGAAGUAUGUAAUGGAUCUACUCACUGAAACAGGAAUGCUUGAGUGUAAGCUGGCUGACACACCUGUUGAUAUUACAUAUGCUGUGAAUGUGGUUAGUCAGUUUAUGCAUCCACCCAGUGUUUUUCAUAGGAAUGCAGUUGAUCAAAUUUUAAGAUACUUAAAGUCAACUCCUAGGAAAUGA
Messenger RNA from Prunus dulcis (almond), 429 nucleotides. RefSeq lists its product as uncharacterized. The transcript has a single exon. Bases 1 to 429 code for a protein of 142 amino acids. Lineage: Eukaryota; Viridiplantae; Streptophyta; Magnoliopsida; Rosales; Rosaceae. The record is from RefSeq and is a predicted model, not a curated record.